GUCGACUUCGGUGGGCGAUCCGGAGCACCGUGCUUUCCUUCGGUCCGCUCUCAGUUUCAAUCGCGCGCUCCGAGCUUGCUCCGAGAGCGCGAGGAGAGAUCCGCGGUGAUCCGGUGAUCGAGGCAAUUCUACCGUCGCGAUCGAUCGCGGGAACGUAACCGACAGCUGCCUAGAUCGCAAUGGUCCGACGGAGAGUUUGAAAUGAUCGAUUGGUUGGUCAGAUGAGCGGGGAGAGGCCGGAGUCCACGAUCGAUCCGAUCGAUUCUCGAUCGCGAAGGUGCCUGCCACCGGUUUGGUUCUCCAAGGGAGACCGGCCGUCUUCGUGCGACAUUGACUCGCGUGCAACACGUGUCUCGUGACGGAAUCGCAAAUGAAAAUCGAAUUCAGUCGGACAUGGUAAACGAGCUGAUCUGGCAGUGAAUAGAAACCGCAUUGGACCAUACUGGAGAACGUCGUAUUCAAUCGCAGGCACGUGAUCGUCGCAGAUAGACUACGACAUUAGGCGACACGAUUCGCUAUACGCGUAUCUUUUUCGUUGUUAAAGGGACCAUCUGAGUCCGGUAAGCUCCGUGCACGGCUAGACUUUUACAUCUGUCUGCGAUAAAGCUCCGAGACAGCUCAAAUUCGAAAUUGUCCGCUCGUGCGUAGUGGCUCUCUCGAGCGGAAAACACGUGACAUUUCUUCGCUGGAUCAGACGGCUUUUCCAUCUAUAUGGAAAGCUCUCGAUACCUCUACGUCAGUCGACCGGCCUCUCCCAGCGCCUGAUUGGCGAACUUCGGCAAAGGACGGCACGGAAACUGUUGUUAAUUAUAAUGGAAUCGUGAAUUCUCUUCGUCGUAAGAUCUCUUCGAAAUGUUUGGCGAAGUUUGAAUCGACUUCUUUGUAAUGUGUGUAGUAAUUAAAUACCCGUGAAUUAUCACGAGUAUCGUCAUUCAAAAACGAUGCAGAGUGAGCAAACUUUACAAUGAGAAUGUUGUCGGCAAGCUCACGACGUCAGGCGGGAUUGCUGCUUUGCAAUUUGGCGAAACAACUUGAUUGAUUCUUCGUUAUUCUGGCACACGUAGUUACGCUAUGAUGAAUUUCGAGCGCAGUUCGAAAUGAUCGGAGACCGAUGACUGAGAAAUUAAUUUGACGAAAAAAAUCGGACACGUGUAAUUUUAUGAGUCCCGUUUGAUCACGACUUCGUGAUGAAUGAGGGCAUGGUGCGCUUGGGAUUUUUCAUAAUUACCGGCACGACAGAAGCCGCGAAGAAACUCCUGAUCGCAAGGUAUCGUUUGACACUUCAACGUGGAGAAAAUAUCACAUAUGUCUUUUUUCUUACGAAUACAUCAACGCGAUUAUCCGCAUCAGACUAUUAUUAGGACGAGUUCUGUUGGACCCUCUUGUUAAAUGUGACGAACAUCGUUGUGUUUCUCUAGAACGUAGCGCAUCCGGAAUGUCCCGGGUAAGGUCGAGGGGUGACUAAAAUGUGGAGGUAAACCAACCAGGUGGGUGUGAGUAGCCGCGAGUGACUCGUGUUCGAGCCGGCCGUAAAUCGGGAAGAUGCGGCGCGACGCGUAAUCGGGCGACAGCUUCGACGAUAAAGUGUAACGAGGUGCGCCGAGUGCGCGAUGGCGUCGCGGACGAGAAAAUGGUGUUUCGUGAGUGGUGUCUUGGUGCGGCUCACGCUGACUUUGUCGGGCUUGUGCGCGAGUCGUUGCGCGGUGACGGUGCCGAGCGCGAAGGAGUGCAAUGGCGCGUUGGUGCAGCCCAAGGAGGUGAGGCUGGCGGUGAUCGCACCUGGCGAUCCUCACCAUGAGCAGAGCCUGCCGCGGGUGUUGCCGGCGGUGCUGUUGGCGGUGAGAUCCGUCAGCUCACCCAAGGGACCUCUAGCGGGAUGGGACAUCAAGGUGGACCAUCGCGACUCGCAUUGCUCCAGCACUUACGGGCCCCUGGCCGCAUUCGACUUUUACAUCAACCAAACAGCAGACGCCUUCCUGGGUCCCGUGUGCGACUAUGUGAUCGCACCUGUGGCCAGGUACGCGGGUGUCUGGAGUAUACCGGUGCUGACGGCGGGCGCGCAAGCGGAGGCGUUCCGUCACAAGGGCGAGCAUUAUCCGACGUUAACCAGGAUGAUGGGCUCCCAUCGUCUGGUGGGCGAGGCACUGAGACACAUCCUGCGGCGUUUCGGAUGGAAAAUCGCCGGUCUGCUGUUCCACAAUCACGCGAUGGCUAGCAGCAGGGGCAAUUCCGAGUGCCAUUUCACGCUCGGCGCCGUUUUCACGGCGCUCAACCAGACGCCGGUGCACAAAAGCUUCAACCAGGAGACGACUACCGCCGAGGAUUACAGGAAUCUGCUGACUUUCGUCUCGAAAUCCGCAAGGAUAGGGCAAGCACAUCGGCGGAUAAUUACCCGUAAGUCAAUCGCCGUCGUAGUGAUGUGCGCUAAUUCAACGACCAUCCGGGAAAUAUUGCUGGCUGCCGAGGAGCUCGGGAUGGUGGACUCGGGGGAGUACGUGUUCUUCUCCAUAGAGCUCUCCUCUAGCGACAACAAUUCCAAAGAACCGUGGAGGGUCGAAGACGACACCGACGAGAGAAACGAGAAAGCCCGAAAGGCUUAUCAGGCCUUGCUCACGGUGACGGCGCGUACGCCCGACAACAUGGAGUACCUCAACUUCUCGCGCGAGGUUAAAUCCUUGGCGCAGAGCAAAUACAACUUCACCUUUGGUAACAGCUCAGUCUCCACCUUCGUGACGGCGUUUUACGAUGCCGUGCUGCUUUAUGCCCUCGCCCUUAAGGAGAGCCUACCGAAGAAGGCGGGUGAGGUCAACUUAGACGGCGGUAAUCUGACCCGGAGAAUGUGGGGAAAGAGUUUCAAGGGAAUAACCGGAGACGUAAACAUCGAUGAGAACGGCGACAGGAUCGCGGAUUACUCUCUGUUGGACAUGGAUCCGGAAACUUCUAAAUUCGAGAUCGUGGCUAAUUAUUACGGCGCGAAUAAAACGCUGGAGUACAUCCCUGGGAAGCAAAUUCACUGGGCUGGUGGACGUCUAGGACCGCCUCCGGAUACGCCUACUUGUGGAUUUGACGGCUCGUUAUGUCCUGAUAAUUCUCUCCCGGGAUACGCCAUUGUCUCCAUUGUAUCGAUGAGCUCCGUCGUGCUCGCUUUCAUCAUUGGCUCGGUGUUUGUUUAUCGGCGCUUCAGAUUGGAAGCGGAAAUUGCCUCUAUGACGUGGAAAGUGCAUUGGGACGACGUGAUGGUAUUGUCGAACGUGAAAACAAGGGGCUCCAUGUACUCGCUGAUCGCGCAUAAGUUUCGCGGUAGCCAACUGACUAUAUAUUCGGAGGAUAACAUGAGCAUGCCGGAUGGUGUUGACAGGAACGUCUAUGUACCGACGGGAUUAUACAAGAACUCGAAAGUGGCGAUAAAAGAGAUACCGCGGAACAAGGUGGAGAUCUCGAGACCUCUGUUGCUGGAAUUAAAGCGGAUGAAGGACCUUCAGCACGAUCAUUUAGUACGAUUUUACGGUGCUUGCCUGGAGCCGCCACAUUGCUGCCUACUGACAGAAUAUUGCCCCAAAGGAUCCCUUCAGGAUAUACUAGAGAAUGACCAGAUAAAACUCGAUCACGUGUUCAAAAGAUCAUUGGUACACGAUAUCGUCCGCGGCAUGGCCUAUCUCCAUACGUCGGAGGUGAAGAGUCACGGUAAUCUCAAAUCCUCGAAUUGCGUCGUUGAUUCGCGAUUCGUCCUGAAAAUCGCCGACUUCGGCUUGCACGAGCUCCGCAGGUCAAGCGCGACGGACACGGACAUGGACAAGAACAGCUACGCCUACUGGAGAAAACAGCUGUGGACAGCUCCAGAGCUGCUGCGAAUGGAAAGACGACCGCCCGAGGGUACUCAGAAAGGCGACGUGUAUAGCUUCGCUAUCAUCGUUCACGAGAUCGUGAUGCGCCAAGGGCCAUUCUACCUGGGGGACAAUAACAAUCUAUCUCCUAAGGAAAUAGUGGAGGGGGUCAGAAGAGGCGGCGGUUCGCCCCUCAGGCCUGUAAUCGAUGAAGCGACCGUGGUGGAGGAAGAGGUGGCCACUCUAAUGAGACGAUGCUGGGCGCAAGACUCCGCGGACAGACCGGAUUUUCCCGCGCUGAAGCAGACCAUCCGUAAACUUAAUAAAGACGCGAGCAGCAACAUUCUGGACAAUUUGCUGUCCCGUAUGGAGCAGUACGCCACGAAUUUGGAAACGCUGGUGGAGGAACGCACGGCGGAUUACCUCGAGGAGAAACGUAAAUGCGAGGAGCUCCUUUACCAGUUGCUACCGAAAUCAGUGGCGUCCCAGCUGAUCCUCGGACAAAGCGUAAUCGCGGAGACAUACGAUCAGGUGACAAUCUACUUCAGCGAUAUUGUCGGUUUCACGAGCCUGUCGGCUCAAAGCACGCCGCUGCAGGUGGUCGAUCUGCUCAACGAUCUCUACACGUGCUUCGACUCCAUCAUCGAGAACUUCGACGUUUACAAGGUGGAAACGAUAGGGGAUGCCUACAUGGUCGUGUCGGGAUUGCCAGUAAGGAACGGCAUGAAUCACGCCAGAGAGAUCGCGAGGAUGAGUUUAGCUCUCAGGGAUACGGUAAUGACUUUCAGCAUUCGCCAUAGACCGAAAGAACAAUUGAAGCUUCGGAUUGGCAUGCAUUCCGGACCAUGCGUGGCCGGCGUCGUGGGACUCAAAAUGCCCAGAUACUGCCUGUUCGGAGACACCGUCAACACAGCUUCCAGAAUGGAGAGUAAUGGAGAAGCUUUGAUGAUCCACGUCAGUCCGAAGACGAAGGAGAUCUUGGACACAUUCGGCACGUUCGAUCUCGUGUGCAGGGGAGAGGUCACACUGAAGGGUAAAGGCACCAUGACCACUUACUGGCUGAUGGGCGAGAAACCGAUUAACAACAACGUGCAACAGACGAAUCCCACGACGACAAUCGGCCAGAUAUCGCCGCCGCAGGAUCAGCUCGCCGUCACGACGCAGCUGCCGAAGCAACAGGAGCAACGGGGUCCCCCCGCAAUCCAGCACAAACAUCAGGGUCACUCGGAUCUUGAAGUCUCCACCGGCUGGCCAGACGGCCAAUCGAUCCAGUCGAGGAAUCAAGAGCCACGACCGGGUCAUCCGGGUCAGCAGAGGCCGCAGGAGCCGCAGCAACAACAGCAGCAGCAGCAGCCGGCGACGCAACCGCGAAGUCAAGCGCAGGCCAAUCGCCGGUCCGGCUCGGAAUCACCGGUUCCGCCGAUUCAACACCAGAAAGUCGCGGUAAAUCCCGUUUGCGGCCUAUCUGUGACCGGGAAUGGCGCGCCCAAGACCGUGUCGUCCCGUGUGGUCGCGGGCCCGAUCGGCAACUCGUCGCCGUCUCGCAACAGCGCCAACAACCCCAUGCACCAGGUCUACCCUGCGGCCGAGAGCAUGCCCAAUCACACCGAAAGCGGCCCCAACGCGCCGCUUCUGCUACCUGCCGGCGCGAUACCCAGAGUUUAGCUCUCUUAAAGUGGUCCAUCCGCCUGGCCGACCGUGUCCGCCUUGCCAGAAGGAUGAUGGAUUUUGAGAACGAACGACAGCCGAUCGAUUGGCUUGGAUCCGUCAGGCUAUGGAACAGUCAGGCUUCGUCAGUCGCGGGCGACAAGAUCGGGCUGGAAACGUAGGAUUCUCUGUCGAUAGACAGAUCGCGAGCGACGUCGCAAAAGUUUGCGCAGCUUAGACUCCUCGUUUCAGGUAUCGUUGAGGCGAACUCGCAAACAUAUCGGGGCUACGACAGAUUCCGUUUGUCCAACUCGCGAGCCUCCUCGCGGACGUUUGUUCACCCGGACGUUGGUUCGGGCGUCGAACCGGUCGUCACCUUUGUCACCUGCCAAGGAACUCCCGUCGUUAAACCGAGAUAUUCGAGUCAAUCGGUGCCGAUAGAGAGGUACGCUUCGAAUACUCGCGCGACGUAAGAGUUCCAACUGUAUACACUUUACUGAAACACAGUAUUCGCAUCGUUGGUGAUAGCCUGGCAAGGCGCGAUCUCGGUGAGCCGAGGCCCCCGACUACAAGUUUGCUGAAAGUGAUCUCUUCCUACAAGGUAUUAUGGAACCAACGUCUACCGAUUACGAUUAGGAUAAUUUAGGACAAUUUAGGAGCACCGCCGUACGAGAACCUACGUGUGUUUCUAUCUCUUUAUUUUCCCCGAUUCUCCCUCCCGCCCUUCCAUUCACCCUCACCCUCCCUGCUCUUCGCAAGUGGGCGAGCGAUGACUGUGCGAGAUUUUGCUUUUUUCAAUCAUUCGAGAAUCGAUCGUUUCCCCUCGAUGAUAUCCUUCGUCCGAUAGCUGGCGACGAAGCAGACCUCGUCGGUCGCAUACCCUCUCUUAUCCUAACCUCCUUCCUCUUUCCUGAUCCCGUACACGACCGACGAUGCACUUUUGCCGAGAGUACUUAUCGUCUCUUGUAUAUGGGCACAGUAUUAUACACCGAUCGCGUAUGCACUCUCGCGCGCGUUUUAUUUAUAUUCGGUUCGAAGCGCAAGCGGGGUCGUUCGCGCGUCUCCCGUUAACCGCGGCCCCCACGAGAUUAAUUUACAGCGGCGUGUAAUAUGUAGCGGGCUUAGCUUCGGUAAAGGUUUACCGUGUUGUCCGCGGCCAACACCUGUCCCCGUUGUGAACCCGUCGCACGCCGAUUCGAUUGAGAUUUGCUCGCGAACGUAGGCGGACGUAGCCUCGUCUCCUCUUUCCCCGAAAGAGCUUCAAGUCCCACCGGGUUCGGCGAAUCGCGAUCAGCUGAACGAUAUGCUCUCUUCCUACCUCUGUGUUGCGUCACCGCGGCCGCGCUUAGAGAAACAGGAGGAAAUGACACGCCGAAGGUACAGCUCAUAUCGACGUUGACGCAGUCGACCGUAAUAGAAGCGACUCCCGUGCGCGAAAAGUGCGCAAACAGGCAAUUUCCGUGCGAUCAGUUGCGUCUUCUUAAACGAAGUUACGAGAGAAGCGCGAUCUCUUCUAGCAAAGUAUUCCCCUGUUCAUCUCUCUCUCUCUUUCUCCGCCUCUUGCCGUUUUCCUCUUAGUUUCGCCUGCGAUCGCGAAUCACGAAUGUACGAAUGUCGCGAGCCGUGUGUUAUAGGUCGGCUACAGUGUUUCUCGUUGCAUGCCCAAACAUGACAAAUAUUACCAUUCGCGAUAUGCGCGCGCUCGCGCGACAUGGAAUUACGUACCUACACGUAAGGUGUUAUAUAUAAAUAUACAAAGAGAGAGGAAAGAAUACAGAGAUUAUAUAUGUAUACACACAGGUAUAUAUGUAUAUGUUUACGAGAAAAUAGAUUAUAUAUAUAUGUAUAUGGCUGCGAAACCCAGAAAAAAAAGAGUUACCGUAGCUACGUCGAUGUUUAGGGCCACUCGUAGCGAGCGCGGAGGCUGGGCCUCUCGCGAAGCGAGUCUACGACGUGUCUGGGAAAUAAUAUAUCGUAUGACAUGUACGGCUGUGUGCAAAUACACGCGCUUAUACACGGGAAGAGCGGGUGUGCGCACGUGCGGCGGCGGUGGCGCGCGAUUGCAUACACAUGCUGCAUUUCACGUAUGGCCGACGAACGGCGCAAGUAGCUGAUUAUUUCUUCGCAGUUGUGCCCCGUUGUAAACGUUGCGACGCGGCAAGAAUACGCGCGCGUGCACGCGUACAUACCGGAUGCGAUGCAUCGCGAGGAGUGGACUUCUAUCUGUGUCAAUCUCUCUUUUAAUGAUGUACCAAUCAAUACAUAUACAUAUAUAUUCCGAAGAAAAAGGAACAAAUAAAGUUUAGUCGUUUUCAA
Messenger RNA from Odontomachus brunneus, 7787 nucleotides. RefSeq names its product atrial natriuretic peptide receptor 1-like. Gene Ontology annotation, cellular component: membrane. NCBI's taxonomy places the organism in Eukaryota, Metazoa, Arthropoda, Insecta, Hymenoptera, Formicidae. Gene Ontology annotation, molecular function: ATP binding; guanylate cyclase activity; peptide receptor activity. Gene Ontology annotation, biological process: intracellular signal transduction; receptor guanylyl cyclase signaling pathway; protein phosphorylation. The transcript has 23 exons. The coding region runs from base 1611 to 5489 and encodes 1292 amino acids. The record is from RefSeq and is a predicted model, not a curated record.